This is a messenger RNA of Rhipicephalus microplus (southern cattle tick), 1173 nucleotides long. RefSeq lists its product as uncharacterized. NCBI's taxonomy places the organism in Eukaryota, Metazoa, Arthropoda, Arachnida, Ixodida, Ixodidae. The record is from RefSeq and is a predicted model, not a curated record. Gene Ontology annotation, molecular function: DNA binding.
UUUACACAUAACGCCUUUGUCCUCUGAUAAAACAUUGCUUGCAUGUUUCUGGAUAUAAAAUUUUAUUGUUAUUCACGGAAAAUUUAUUUGAGACGACGCGAGCGCAAUACAAGAACUAGACGGAGCAGGUCAUGCCAGCAGCGCUAUCGCUAUAGUGAUCAAGCCGACAGUGCGGAGUGUGAACGUCGUUAAUAAACACGUGCAGGACGUGCAUUUUGCUGCAAAAUUUUGUCUUCUGUUGGCAUGGGUGACCACGUACUUGUUAAAUGGGCGUCGGAGGAUAAAUGGGACGUGUAUCCCGUACGCAACAUCAAGUCCCAAACUGUCGUCUGCCAGCUCAUCGAUGAUCCGAAAUGUGUGUCAACGCUGACCAACCAAGCUGUACAAUUCCUCUGGAAGGACGACGAGUACGCCCCAGCAUACAUUUUGGGAAUAGGAUCACAGAUGGCUAUGGAGCACAAAAGAACCAGGCUUGUGAUGGACCAAGCGGCUCCAAGCUCUUCUGCAAGACUGAAGCGGAAGUGCAGCUGCGGAAUGGAGCAGGAACUCCUAAUUCUAAGGCAAGAACUUGAAGACUCAAGGGCAAGAAUUGGCGAGCUUGCUACAGAACUCGACGAGGAGAGAUCCAAAAGGAAGAAGAUCAAAGAUAAAUAUAUAGAAGCCAAAGAGCUACUUGACAUAAAGAAAAUGGCUAGCAAUCUUCGCAAAGCCACAAGCCAGCUCACAGACUCUCUCUCCUCCGCAGCUUCACCGGCACCGGCUAUCGUGCCUGCUGCUCAGGUGGACAUAGGAGAUGGAGUAUUGAUCGACGAAAAGCUCCUAGAAAGGAUUACGCUGAGCACACAGACUCAGCCAUCCAAGUUCGCGAGAGCGCUGCUGCGGGCUGUAUUCACGGUUGAAGAACUUGAAAACAGCUCGUUGAAGGGGAAGGUGUGCCCGGCAAAUAAGGAUGCCCCUCCAAAAAAGGCUUUGGACAAGAGGAGGCUGGACGCAGUAGUGUCCUACACUUGCUCCCUAUACAAGGUGAGCAUCAAGGAGAUCAGGACGAGCCUUGCCUCCAUGCUGGCCCGCAGACAAGUUGGCAGCUCAUCUGAGAUAAUCGCAGUUGGCUGCACCUGAUCGUUGCAUUCAUUCUAAGUCAUUUUAAAAUUAAAACUUUGAGUAUUGUGAUGA